UGGGCAGAGAGGACGGGGGGUGGGCGGGACGCUUGCCGCGCCGCGUCCGCGUCGCUAUAAAGUUCGGUGCAGGAGGUGUUGUGCGUCGGCUGGUGCGGAGCGGAGCGAAGGGGGUAACGAGCAGGCUGGGUGGUUGGGGGCCGCCGCGCUGCCGGGAUGGGUAACACCGUCGCCAGAGAGGAUUUCGAGUGGGUCUACACGGACCAGCCUCACGCCGACCGCCGCAAGGAGAUCUUGGCGAAGCAUCCAGAGAUAAAAGCCUUGAUGAAGCCAGACUACAACUUGAUCUGGGUGGUUGUGCUGAUGGUUCUUGCACAGUUGACUGCCUUCUAUCUGGUUAAAGACUUGGACUGGAAAUGGGUCAUCUUCUGGGCUUAUGUUUUUGGGAGUUGUAUUAGCCACUCCAUGACUCUGGCUAUUCACGAGAUCUCUCACAAUAGUGCCUUUGGCAACAGCAAAGCCAUGUGGAAUCGGUGGUUUGGAAUAUUUGCCAACCUUCCUCUUGGUCUCCCAUACUCCAUAUCCUUCAAGAGAUACCACAUGGAUCACCAUCGUUACUUAGGAGGUGAUGGAAUUGAUGUGGACAUUCCGACCAACUUUGAAGGCUGGUUUUUCUGCACUCGUUUUAGGAAGUUCAUAUGGAUUGUUCUUCAGCCCCUUUUCUAUGCGAUUAGACCUCUCUGCAUCAAUCCCAAACCCAUUACUCGACUUGAAAUAAUCAAUUUGUUGGCUCAGCUUUCCUUUGAUGUGGUGAUAUAUUAUUUAUGGGGAGUCAAAUCCAUCUUUUACAUGCUUGCUGGUUCCAUACUUGGACUUGGGUUGCACCCAAUUUCAGGACACUUCAUAGCUGAACAUUACAUGUUUUUAAAAGGACAUGAGACUUAUUCCUACUAUGGGCCACUUAAUUUGCUCACUUUUAAUGUUGGUUAUCACAAUGAACAUCAUGACUUCCCCAAUAUUCCUGGCAAGAGCCUUCCACUGGUGAAGAAAAUAGCAGCUGAAUACUAUGACAACCUGCCACAAUAUAACUCUUGGAUAAAAGUACUGUAUGACUUCGUGAUGGAUGACACAAUCAGCCCAUAUUCACGCAUGAAAAGGCAAUUAAAGGGUGAAGUGAAGCAAGAUUAAACUUCUGGCAACCAAAAAACUUUGAAAUGUCUGCUUGCUUUAAAGUGGCUGGUAUAAGGUCUCCUGCUAAAUGUUUUCCCUGGUGUCCUGAAAUAAGAUCUACUGCAACAUAGCAAUGCAUCCUUAAGGAUUUUGUAGCAGACUCCUACCAGCUAUAACAUUCCUCACAGUCCUCAGAUUCAUCGGUUUAAUGUGUACGUGUUUGCCUAAGGAUCAGUGUUAUAUGCAUAAUGCUAAAUCACUUUGUUACAGAAUUUACUUUGGCAAGUGUUAAAUCUAUAUAAAAUAUCUGACAUUUAAUGUUUUAAAAGUUCUCAAUGUGCAGUAUACUUCCCACAACAUGCUGUUUAGAUGACUGUAGUGUUAAAAUGCUGUACUUACCUGUUAAUUCUAAACUAAUGUGAUCUGUUAACUUAAACCUUCUGUUGAAACCAUUUCCUAAUGUAUGGGUGGAAGAAUGAAAUUUGCACAGAAAUGUUAAGUCUGCUUUUGUUUAAAUAUGUAACAUGUCAUUUGAAGCAUUGCUUUAAAGUUGUAUAUUUUCUACUGAAAGUACCUUAAAGGAGCAAUCUGUCAGAAUGAAACUGGUGUCUUUGAGAUGGCUGGUGUGACAUCCUUGUAGAAAAGGUGGGGAAUUCAAGGGUUUGCCAACUUUGUGGGUCCCCACCUACUGCUGUUUGUGUUAGCAUAUAGCUUGAGCAGCUCACAUUUAGAAUCGUAAUUGUGUAAGCCAUUAGGUAACCCAAUGUAUUAAUGGAUUAGUUUUUUUUUUGCACAGGGAAAAUCUCUUUACAGUUUGGUGGUUUUCUGAUCUGCAAAGAAAAAUGAUUAGGCUUGUCCUAAUUGGUUCUGCUGUUACUAUGGUUUUAAAUGCUUGAUCUAUAAACAUUUAGACUCAUUUUGAAAUUUGGCUUGUAUGGAAAACUAAAUCAACUGAAGCAGGUACUGUUCUGGCAGACAAGGCUGCAGCCACUUGACAGCUUUACCUAUUAAGUGUAUUUGUCAUUUGUGUACACAGAAAAGCGUUGCUAAUUUUUUUCUGAACCACCACUACCCUACAUAAGCACUUGUCUGUCUUGUUUAUUAAAAUGUGGUGAGGGCACUGGCAGUGAUACCAAAUUUCCUGCCUAAGAAGUUUUUUAAAUUGGGGACAGAGAAUGGAUGGACUUGCUGAACACUGAAGAAUCUCUACAUACCUUGGGGCUAUCAGUGUAUUUGCCUUCUGUCUUCUAAUGCAUGAUGGCUUUAAGCUGUCAAAGAUAGCAAUGAAUCACCCUUAAAUCUCAAAUGGUGAUCCUAUGGUAUGUUCUGAUCUGGAGAGUGGGAUCUGAUGAAGGUGGAGGUCUUAGCUGCUGUCCACACUGGUCUGCUGUAAGUAACUUAAUUUUUAGAUGCCUUCAACUCUCUUUUUUUAAGAAGCUGAGUGCCUGACAAUGCAUUGGUACUUCUUAACCCUUGCUUGAUUGUGGUCCUAAUUUUAAUAUGCUUUAAGUGUGGGCCCUCACCUGUGGUUAAGCAAUAGAAAAGAUAUGAAAGUAUGCCAACAACUUAUUACUGACUUUAUGAUGAUGCUGAUAACAUGCUAGCUGGCCAGCUUAUUGCUCAGGGUAGAGUGUAAUAUCCAAAUAUACUUUGUCCAGUAUUUUUACAUGUAAUUAAAAAGCAAAGAUUAAAGUAAUAUUGGGUCAA
Columba livia (rock pigeon) is the source of this 2817-nucleotide messenger RNA. It is a transcript of the gene DEGS1, whose product is annotated as delta 4-desaturase, sphingolipid 1. NCBI's taxonomy places the organism in Eukaryota, Metazoa, Chordata, Aves, Columbiformes, Columbidae. Gene Ontology annotation, cellular component: membrane. Gene Ontology annotation, biological process: ceramide biosynthetic process. The transcript is spliced from 3 exons. Gene Ontology annotation, molecular function: sphingolipid delta-4 desaturase activity. The record is from RefSeq and is a predicted model, not a curated record. The coding region runs from base 157 to 1128 and encodes 323 amino acids.